AUUGGUACAAGCUUGGCUCGAAUAGACAAUGGUACAUGCUUGGCUCGACUAAUGGACAUCGGACUAACGAAACAGGACUUACUGUUACAGACCUGCGAGUCCUGCCAAGAGGACCUAAUCCUGAGGGGCUAUGUCUUUCGCUUGAUCGACUGACCGGGGAAGCAGAGGGAAUCUACAAGUGCGUGGUAAGGCGAAUUGCUGUCAACUAUUACGAUUCCCAAUUGGUUAGCAUAAUGCUGAAAG
Molecule: messenger RNA, 243 nt
Organism: Paramuricea clavata
Lineage: Eukaryota; Metazoa; Cnidaria; Anthozoa; Malacalcyonacea; Plexauridae
Source: the annotation of a GenBank genome assembly